Saccharomyces paradoxus is the source of this 732-nucleotide messenger RNA. RefSeq names its product putative serine hydrolase (gene FSH1). Gene Ontology annotation, cellular component: nucleus; cytoplasm. Lineage: Eukaryota; Fungi; Ascomycota; Saccharomycetes; Saccharomycetales; Saccharomycetaceae. The coding region runs from base 1 to 732 and encodes 243 amino acids. The record is from RefSeq and is a predicted model, not a curated record. The transcript has a single exon.
AUGACUGUACAAAUUCCAAAAUUAUUGUUCUUACAGGGCUUCUUGCAAAACGGUAAAGUUUUCUCGGAAAAAUCAUCUGGUAUCAGAAAAUUACUGAAGAAAGCUAAUGUCCAAUGUGACUAUAUUGAUGCACCAGUUCUUUUAGAAAAGAAGGAUUUGCCGUUUGAAAUGGAUGAUGACAAAUGGCAAGCCACCCUGGAUGCAGAUGUCAACAGAGCCUGGUUCUAUCACAGCGAUAUCUCUCAUGAAUUGGACAUCUCCGAAGGUUUGAAGUCGGUUGUCGAUCACAUCAAGGCCAACGGCCCAUACGACGGUAUUGUCGGCUUCUCUCAGGGUGCCGCAUUGUCCUCCAUCAUCACCAACAAGAUCACAGAGCUAGUUCCUGACCAUCCGCAAUUCAAAGUCAGUGUGGUAAUUUCCGGCUAUUCCUUCACCGAACCAGACCCAGCACAUCCUGGCGAACUGAGAAUAACCGAAAAGUUCAGAGACUCAUUCGCGGUAAAGCCAGACAUGAAGACAAAGAUGAUCUUCAUCUAUGGUGCUUCUGACCAAACCGUUCCAUCCGUCAGAUCCAAGUACCUUUACGAUAUUUAUUUGAAGGCGCAAGAUGGUAACAAGGAAAAGGUGUUAGCUUACGAGCACCCUGGUGGUCAUAUGGUUCCAAACAAGAAGGACAUUAUCAGACCAAUUGUUGAACAAAUAACCUCUUCCUUGCAAGAAGCUUCUGAAUAA